UCUGCCUAAUUUUGCACCUCGGUUGAUAGCGAACAGACAGAGAACUACAGUAGACCUACGAUAAAAUGGGUUCAAUAAGCUUUUGGAUGUGCUUGAUCCUGACGAUUUGCACCUGGCAUAAAACCUUCGGAUGCACUUGGAUGAGGACACUUCCUCCGUCUCGGAGCAUGUUCCAAGUGUUCAGCAACAACACCAUAACGAUGCUUCGGGAAAUGGGUCACGUGGUCUCUCGAGAACCUCAGAUCACUUUCCCUUACGAGGAAUACAGACAUGUCGAUCAUUUCAAGGAUGACGACAAGAUUGUCUUCAUUUCGCAAACUCUGAACGCUAUAGAGAAAUUGUACAGAAGUGAUAACUAUGAUUCUUUCUGGGACCAGAAAGUAGUUGACGAGUUUAUGAUUGACCUGCAUCGCCAGACCUUGGAGCUGGACCAAUGUGUAAAGGCUAUAAGAGCUACACUACCAAAAUCUGACAAAGGAGUGAACAAAAAUAUGAGCCUUCACUUCAAAUUCCUGAAGAAUUACUUGAAACGCGAGGAAUACAGCGCAAGCGGCUGGGAAGGCAUAAGGAACGUGGUGCUGAAACACAUGCUAAGACUAGUCACAAUAAUAUUGACUAACCAAUGAGCCUCGUGUGUGUGUAGAGAUUAUUUAUUUAUACUUCUAUUUUUUCAACUAUUUAUUUACACGGUUAUUUUUAUAUAUGUUUUAUUUAUUUAUUAUGUGAAUUCACAACUCUGCGAAGUAAAACACAUUUUAUACUGAAUAAUGUAUUAUGUGCUAGGUAUUUUUAGGCUAUAGAAAAUGUAACAACGUUUUCAU
Oncorhynchus mykiss (rainbow trout) is the source of this 821-nucleotide messenger RNA. Its product is annotated as interferon a3. NCBI's taxonomy places the organism in Eukaryota, Metazoa, Chordata, Actinopteri, Salmoniformes, Salmonidae. Gene Ontology annotation, cellular component: extracellular region. The record is from RefSeq and is a predicted model, not a curated record. Gene Ontology annotation, biological process: defense response. Gene Ontology annotation, molecular function: cytokine receptor binding.